Messenger RNA from Pogoniulus pusillus (Red-fronted tinkerbird), 933 nucleotides. Its product is annotated as olfactory receptor 14A16-like. The coding region runs from base 1 to 933 and encodes 310 amino acids. Gene Ontology annotation, molecular function: olfactory receptor activity; odorant binding; G protein-coupled receptor activity. Gene Ontology annotation, cellular component: membrane. NCBI's taxonomy places the organism in Eukaryota, Metazoa, Chordata, Aves, Piciformes, Lybiidae. The transcript has a single exon. Gene Ontology annotation, biological process: G protein-coupled receptor signaling pathway. The record is from RefSeq and is a predicted model, not a curated record.
AUGUCCAACAGCAGCUCCAUCAGCCACUUCCUCCUCCUGCCAUUCACAGGCACACAGCAGCUGCAGCUCCUGCACUUCUGCCUCUUCCUGGCCACCCACCUGGCUGCCCUCCUGGGCAACAGCCUCAUCAUCACCACCAUAGCCUGGCACCACCACCUGCACACCCCCAUGUACUUCUUCCUCCUCAACCUCGCCCUCCUUGACCUGGGCACCAUCUCAACCACUGUGCCCAAAUCAAUGAUGAAUUCCCUGAGGGACACCACAGACAUCUCCUAUGCUGGCUGUGCUGCUCAGGUGUUUUUCUUUCUCUUUUUCAUUUCAGCAGAGUUUUCUCUCCUCACCAUCAUGGCCUACGACCGCUACGUUGCCAUCUGCAGACCCCUGCACUAUGGCACCCUCCUGGGCAGCAGAGCUUGUGCCCACAUGGCAGCAGCUGCCUGGGCCUGUGGGGUUCUCAAUGGUCUGAUGCACACAGCCAAUACAUUUUCCCUGCCCCUCUGCCAGGGCAAUGCUGUGCACCAGUUCUUCUGUGAGAUUCCCCAGAUCCUCAAGCUCUCCUGCUCUAACUCCCUCCUCAGGAAAGUUGGGCUUAUUAUGGUCACUAUCUGUCUAGCCUUUGGCUGUUUUGUGUGCAUUGUGGUGUCCUAUGUGCAGAUCUUCAGGGCAGUGCUGAGGAUGCCCUCUCAGCAGGGACGCCACAAAGCCUUUGCCACCUGCCUCCCUCACCUGGCCGUGGUCUCCCUCUUCAUCAGCACUGGCAUCUUUGCCUACCUGAAGCCCUCUUCCAUUUCCUCUCCUUCCUGGAAUAUGGUUGUGUCUAUUCUGUACUCACUGGUGCCCCCAGCAGUGAACCCUCUCAUCUACAGCCUGAGGAACCAGGAGCUCAGCAAUGCUCUAAGCAAAUUGAUUACUGGAAGCUACCAGCAGCAAUAA